UGCUAUAUCUCUAAUCUGCCUUUUCCUGACUCAAAUACGACCCCAGGCUGUGGGGAACAGGGUUCCCAUCUGUCCAGCUCCAUUCAGGGCGAACUAGUAAACCUCAGGGCCAGUUAGAAACUUCCUGAGACCCAGAUGGCGGAACAAGUUCAUUGCGGGAAUAACUCGGCGGCGAGUCACGGCCAACAAAGGAAGCCAAAAGCAUAUAAUAGUGGUCUCGCUCUUUGAGUCUUUCCUACCUCUUUGCCGCAAGUCGACCUUCACAAAAGCGGUAGUGACUGAGUUUAGGGGCUGUCGUCUCUAAAGGACGAGGUUAGGGUCAUGGUUGUUACGUGAGUCCACCGUACGCCAAACCCUUCAAUCACACAAGUGUAACAUGAACUCAGAGUCAAGAGGCGCACUUCUUUGUACCAAAUAUCAGCCCGAGGUGCACAAAGACUACCCCUGCAGAUCAUGAUAAAACCACCCCUAUGAAAAGGACGACAGGACCGCCCAUCGCACCAUCGUCCCCGUAGACCUAUACAUUUCCACAUUCUCAACCUGACCAAAGACUGCGCCAAAAUGAACUACCUCCUCGUCUUCCUCCCCACCCUCGCGGCCGCUGCCCAGCUGAGACCAACAAUCGUCGGCGGUACCGAGGUCUCGAUUGAAGACUACCCCUACCAAAUUGCCCUCCUCAAGGGUGGGACACUCAGAUGCGGCGGCAGCAUCAUCAGCCCGAAUCAGGCCGUCACAGCAGCACACUGCGUCUCCGACGUGCCCGCCAGCAAACUCAGUAUCCAUGCUGGAUCCUCCUCCUUCAACGAUGGUGGGAUAGUAGUAAACAUUUCAAGCAUUGCUGUGCAUUCGAAAUAUGACCAGGUGACGUUUGACAAUGAUAUCGCGAUCGUGACGCUUGCUGGGAGUCUGCCGUUUGGACCUGGGAUCGGCCUCGUGGGGUCCACUGAUCAUGGGGAGGGAACGCUUUCGGAUGGCGUCGACGUCGUUGUCUCAGGCUGGGGUUCGGUUCAGGAGGGUUGGCCUGCUUCACCCUCCCUUCAGGUUGUGACUGUGAACGUGGUUGAUGUGGACGAGUGCAGAGCCGGUUAUCACGACGUGGGCCUAAUCACAGAGAGUAUGUUCUGCGCGGGGGUUCCGGAGGGUGGGAAGGAUUCCUGCCAUGGCGAUAAUGGUGGUCCUGCCAUUGUGAACGGGGUCCUUAUUGGGGUUGUCUCGUGGGGACAUGGAUGUGGUUGGAAAGGGUAUCCGGGGGUCUACUCGAGCACGGCUUACUUGAGGGAUUUCAUUGCACAGAUGACGGGGCUUUAAGCUGGUCUUUAAGAGUUUAGGCAGCGGUAUUAGAGGCUCGAGUGUUUGUUCUAUUGGAUGAAGGUAACUAUUCAUAACCUGUGAUUGACGUGCCAACGGUCAGCCCGUCUUACUUGCCUAUUUUACGUCUUGUACCUCGCAUAUAAUUUCAGUCUCAAAAGUAUCUAGCAC
Messenger RNA from Aspergillus calidoustus, 1479 nucleotides. The record is from the annotation of a GenBank genome assembly. NCBI's taxonomy places the organism in Eukaryota, Fungi, Ascomycota, Eurotiomycetes, Eurotiales, Aspergillaceae.